This is a messenger RNA of Trichoplax adhaerens, 225 nucleotides long. RefSeq lists its product as uncharacterized. The annotation marks the transcript as partial. The transcript is spliced from 2 exons. Gene Ontology annotation, biological process: proton transmembrane transport; ATP metabolic process. Lineage: Eukaryota; Metazoa; Placozoa; Uniplacotomia; Trichoplacea; Trichoplacidae. The record is from RefSeq and is a predicted model, not a curated record.
GUCUGUCGUGGUUCACUCGGAUCCGCGGCUGUUGCAUCUCGCAACCUGUCUACUGGUAACAUCCAAUUUGCCUCUGCCGGAACUGCGGAAAUUUCUUCAAUCAUUGAGGAAAAAAUCUUGGGACAAGAUGAUAAAAUUGAACUUGAAGAAACUGGCCGUGUGUUAUCUAUUGGUGAUGGUAUCGCGCGUGUCUUUGGCUUGAAAAACAUCCAAGCCGAGGAGAUG